This is a messenger RNA of Rotaria socialis, 768 nucleotides long. The record is from the annotation of a GenBank genome assembly. Lineage: Eukaryota; Metazoa; Rotifera; Eurotatoria; Philodinida; Philodinidae.
AUGAUUGAAUUCACAGGUGAAGAAAUUCUUUCAUAUCUUGAUGCUAUUGAAAAAGCUGGUGAAAAUAUGUUUCAACAUCUUACUACACUUCACAUUGAUGAUCCACAGUAUAUUGAGAGUGGCCCAUACACUCUUCUUAAGAAUCUCGAACAACAAACAGAAUACGAAUCAACUAUAAUCAGUCGAAUACUCACAGGAAAUAAUUAUCGAUUGAAAUCAAUUAUGAUCAAUGCAACUGAAUUAUAUAUGAGCAUCGAUCUACAUAAAAUUCAAAAGACAUGUUUUAACCUACACACAUUAUCAAUUAUGAUAUCCUACGACGUUGAUUUAAUUUCACUCUUCACAAUCAUUCCCAACAUUAAUUGUCUUCAUGUAUAUUUGAGACAAUUUUAUAUGUUCGAAUCAUCAGUGUGUUCAUCUAUUACAUUACUACAUCUUGUAGAAUUUUCUCUUUGGGCGGAGUUGUCUGCUGUCUGGACACUGGAUGAAUUAAUGAUCUUAUUACAUAUGAUGCCAGCUCUCCGAAGACUUUCGUUAAAUAUAACUGCACGUGAUGCAGAUCUUCUUGAUGGAGAACAAAUUCGAUCGGUCUUAUCUGCUACGAACAUUUCAGAUUUGGACACGUUCAACUAUGCAGUUGAAUAUUUGGGACCGUCAAUCGAGCAUGGCAUCAUUUUUAACCUUCCGCAAAAGUGGCUACCACAAACAAUCGCUUUUAAAUUUGAUUCAAAAUGUGGCAGUGCUUUUUUUAUAUACAAUCCCAUUUAA